This is a messenger RNA of Peromyscus maniculatus bairdii (prairie deer mouse), 1740 nucleotides long. The record is from RefSeq and is a predicted model, not a curated record. NCBI's taxonomy places the organism in Eukaryota, Metazoa, Chordata, Mammalia, Rodentia, Cricetidae.
UGGAGUAUUUCCAUUGGUCCCACUCUGGCACGUGACUCCUGCUCCUUUAAGAACGGCGGAGGGAAACCUCUCCAUCCCGGGAACCCGGGGUACCUCAAGUCAGGACACCAGGAGAGGUAUUUUGGAAGGGACGUGUUCCCGAGCGUCCCACCCACUCAUGGGUGCGCCCCGGGGCGAGGCUCUCCGGAGACUUCCCGCAGCUGGGAGCCAGCAGCGGCGCACUGGUGAAGACAGAAAGGGUUCUGGGGUUAGACUUGCCAGAGGCUCAUCUGUCUUGAGGCAGUCUACCAGGCGUGACCAGUCUAACGAGAAGUCCUCUUCCGUCUGUUUUAUGUCCCUGGACGGAAUGCCCUCUGAAAUCUUGCUGAAUAUAUUUUCCUACUUGGAUGCUGUGAGCUUGCUGUGCACUGGAUGUGUGAGCAGACGCUUUUAUCAUUUGGCCAGUGACAAUUUUAUUUGGAUCAAGAUCUACUCAGCUGCAUUUUCAUCAAAAAGAUCACAUUGGAAAGUUAAAACAGUGGAGGAGACCGCCACGUCUGUGAGUGUACUGUCAGUUGAGGAUAAAGAAGUUGGGUACUGGAAGAAAGAAUAUAUUACAAAACAGAUCUCAUCUGUGAAAGCAGCACUAGCCCACAUUCUCAAACCUGUCAACCCCUACACAGGUCUUCCGGUGAAAACCAAAGAGGCCCUCAGACUGUCUGGCCUAGGUUGGGCAAUUAUAUUAAGAGAAAAAAGUGGAAAGGAACACAUCAUGCAACACGUUGAUCUUUCCUUAAACGAUACGUCUGUCACUGUUAUGUGGUAUGGCAAAAAUUGGCCAUGUCUAGCCAUGUUGUCCACCCUGGAUUUGUGUGGUGUGACGCCAGUUUUUAUGGACCGGUAUAAAACCCCUGACCCAAAUGGACCACGAUGGCUGUCGUUAAUUGCGAAGUAUGAUCUGAGUCAUUUAAGCAAGUCUACCAUGGUUGGCUGUGACAGACUUGUCCGGAUAUUCUGUCUAAAUCCUGGCCUCCUGNNNNUAACUUUUCAGAAGGAGGACGGACUGGCUUUUGUCAUGGCAAAUCUUCAUUUUCAUCGUCUUGUGGAGAGAAGCACAUUAGGCUCAGCCACUAUCCCCUAUGUGCUGCCUCCUCAUAGCCCCUUUGUGGAUGACAGCCCCGAGUAUGGACUGCAAGGCUAUCAGCUUCACAUUGACAUGCAUGGCGGGGGGAUUUUCUACCUGUGUAGUACAUUUCGCAACCUCUUCUCCAGGAAAGGGUGCAUUGAGAAUGGAUAUGUGAAGUUCAUGGCGAUAAGUUUAAAAAACAACAGAGAACACCUACCUCUUAUUGGAAAAGUUGGCCUUGCAUGGAGAACUAAUGUUUUUGAUGGCUUUAUUGAGAGGUGCUCUGUAGUGGAUGUGACCCUUCUGGAUGAGCACAGGAAGCCCUUUUGGUGUGUGAGUUCUCCAGUGUGCAUGAGAUCUGCCGCCUACCCCUCUGACGGUCCCAACUUCCUGGGGCACACUUACUGUGUGGACUACAUGGACACCGAAGGAGGAGUGCAUGCAGAGCUGGUCUGGAUCGAAGAGACGGAGGAGUACUUUCUCAUCAGCCUGGCCCUGUACCUCAGCGUAGCAAAAAUAAACCACUGGUUUGGGACAAAAUACUGAGGUUUAGCAGUAGGUGGGAAAGUCUUGUUACUAGUAAGCUGUUUGUUUUUUACAACUUUGUUCUUAUUAAAAGUUAAAGUGUAUCCGUG